UAUUGAUAUAUAAAAAUGUCCUCCAGUGAUGACCUGUCCGUUCCUGAUGAAGCUGACACUAAACCCAUGGAUUUUGAGGAUGCCAUGGAUAAUACAACUAAGCCGGGAAGUUUUGGGAAAUACCAGCUAUUCCUUUAUGGACUGUUCUGUUUUGCAACUACGUGUACUGGAGCAUUAAAUAUGGACCUUGUCAUUAUUUUAGGGAUGCCAAAGCACAGGUGCUCAGUUCCCGGCUAUGCUAACGACACAUUUGAGAUUCAAGGCGAUGCACACCAAGCGCUUAUCAAUGCGUCCAUCCCAGAGGGGGAAUCUUGUACCACGUACGAUACUGCACAAAAUGGUUCCCUGUUACAGCAGAAAUGUUCCCAAUGGGUCUACGAUGAUACGUUUUACUCACCGUCCGUUAUCAGUGAGUUCGACAUCGUAUGUGACAAGGUGAUCCUGCGAUCGGUUACCAACAUGUUGUUUAUGUUCUUCAAGAUACUCGGCGGAAUUGUGGGAGGGCAAAUCUCAGACAGAUUCGGCAGGAAAAAGGUAUUCUGCUUCUCGUUGUUACUGAUGAGCCUCUCCAAGCUAGCCAGCGGAUUCGCUCCCGAGAUUUACUCCCUAAUGAUUUUCAGGGGGUUCUCAUCAUGUUUUAGUGUAGCAUUUUAUCAAACUGGUUUCGUCUGGGCGAUGGAAUUCGUCGGUUCCUCCAAGCGACAGAUUGCCGGAAUGGCCUCAAACUUCUUCUUUGCCUUUGGCGUAUGUCUGGUCACGCCAUUGGCCUAUUUUAUCCGAAACUGGAGGCAUCUAACAUUUGCCAUCACGGGGCCAUGUGUCUUCUUCUUCGGAUAUUGGUGGUUAAUAGAAGAGUCACCUCGAUGGCUGAUCACAAACGGACGGCGGAAAGAGGCAGAAGACAUCAUCCGUAAAGUAGCCAAGUUCAAUGGCAAGUCGGACGCACUGCCAGCUGGGCCGCUUUUUGAAGGAACCAAGGACAAAGAAGAUCAAGAGGUGGUGCCAGAGAAAACAGUGAAUUGCUGCACUAUCAUGAAAAAUAAGACACUCGCUGUGAGAUUGAUUUGUCUUAGUAUAAACUGGGCUGCUGUCUCUGCUGCCUAUUACGGUCUUUCCCUCAAUUCCGGAAACCUCUCUGGCGACAUCUACAUCAACUACCUCGUGACUGGUCUCAUUGAAAUUCCCGCCUAUAUCUACGCUCUGUUCGCACCAAUGAAGUUUGGCAGAAAGUAUACACAUGCAUUUGCUAUGAUCGUUGGAGGAACGGCGUGCAUUGUCUCCAUAUUUCCUGUAAUUUUUGGUGGAUCAUCACUGUCCUGGUUGAUCACCACGCUCUCGACAAUAGGAAAAUUCGGUGCUUCUGCUUCUUUUGCCUCUGUGUAUAUCUGGACGGCGGAGAUGACCCCGACGAGUAUGAGGGUGGUCACACUGGGUAUCACGUCCACUGCUGCUAGGGUAGCUAGCAUGAUAGCUCCCUACAUCACAGAUUUAGGCAUGCUGAUAGUGGGCCCCUUUUCCAAGGCGUUACCUCUGAUUAUAUUGGGAGCCUUUGGGCUUCUUGCCGGAAUCUUCAGCUUCACUUUACCAGAGACUCUUGGCCGACCACUGCCAGAAACAAUAGAGGAUGCGUUAUUGCUUGGAAGGGCACCGAAAAUUAGCACCGAGGAUGCUAACCAAACAGAGCUCGAGCAACUAAACGGAAAACAAUCAAAUGGCAGUGCCGUUAAGGCAUAAUGCCUGAGGAGUGUUAACAAAGUUAAGAUCCAAACCUCCAGCACGUUACAUCACGGAGUGCAUCUAUUUCUUGAGACACUGAACAUCAAAUGGGCAUUUUCUUUGCGGCAAUCUUAUGGACGCCUCAUUUCUGCCUCUUCUGCAACCCGUUAAUGCUUACCUUAGUCACGUGAAAGGGUUUUCGCAGUAAUUGUAAGGAAGCAAUUGACACAUUAACUUCCGUUCCUACAAGAUGUUCCUGAAAGACAGACGCGUCGGCGACAGAAAUAUUGAGUGUAUUUAGUUCACUAUAAUAGAACAUUUGUAAUUUGAUAGUCUUUACAUGUACAUGUAGUUUUAAAUGGCGUGUUGAUUACAACAUUAGCCGAGUGACUGUAUGGGGACAGUGAUAUAAACUCGGGUAUUGUUUCCAUUCCUGUCAAAUCGUGAAUUUUACACUGCACUCUAUAAUAAUCAGCUUGUACAUUAUACAUGAACCAUUAUAUAUAUGCGAUAUUUAUUUGAAAUAAAUUAUUAUUUCUGCAAAAGAAUUUUGACUUUGCAACUGGACGUUGAUCGGUGAAUCUGUAGUAAAUUGCCGCCGAUGAAUGCAAAAUAAAAUGGUCUAUACACUUCUGACUAAGACUAUACUGAGCUAUACAUAUCGAGAAAUGUACAACGUACGGGUUUAUGCAGGCAAAUAAAGAUCUUUCAGCAGACAAGCUAGGUAAAUUUCGUUAAGACAUGUGCACCUGGUU
Messenger RNA from Lineus longissimus, 2471 nucleotides. RefSeq names its product organic cation transporter protein-like. Gene Ontology annotation, cellular component: membrane. The record is from RefSeq and is a predicted model, not a curated record. Gene Ontology annotation, biological process: transmembrane transport. Gene Ontology annotation, molecular function: transmembrane transporter activity. The coding region runs from base 16 to 1734 and encodes 572 amino acids. Lineage: Eukaryota; Metazoa; Nemertea; Pilidiophora; Heteronemertea; Lineidae. The transcript is spliced from 10 exons.